AGCUUCGACCCUACACACACAAGGUGUACGGUAGAAAUGGUCAGAUAGUUUCGUUCUGCCGUAGAGAGUGGAGGUUGUUUCUCUUCUGCAUUGAAUCUCUGGCUAACGUUAACCAGCAAAGAAGGCGAACCAGAUACGGAGUAAAAAAACGAAGGCGUGUGAUCGCAUACACGCACAGACCUGCAAGGUCUGCUUGCAGGAUCUCGAGGUUGAGAGAAAGUGCACCGCGUGUGAAGAACCGUAGAUUCAUCGGGCUUAGUGCGAGGAUAGAAACAGUGUUCGGGUAUGAUACGCUCGCCGGCUUUGUAAUUUUCGGUUUAUCGUGCUGCACGCGCAGGCGCACGCGCGCACAUCGGUACGUUGCGACAGGUGCCAUCGUCGCGUUUUAGCAAAGGAUCGCCGCGCCGGAGCCUUUGCGUUUAGUUGAUGCGUCGUUGCCGCAUUGUCGUGACGCGAUUCGUCGAGCGUAUCGUGGUCGCAGCCAGUCAGAGCGGCUGGCGAGCGCACGGAGUGGUGAGAGACUAGUAAUGAGGGGAAGAGAGUGAUAGUGCCGUCAGUUCUCGCUCGGACCUUGUGAGUCGCGCGUCGUUCGAUAAUCUCUGUGGUGAUUUGCGAAAAGGAAGCAGGAGAAAGGAGCUACGAGCAGCGAAUCUGCGAAAGCUCUUGCCAAGAGCAUGACGAUUGUGAGUACGUUUUCCUGUCGGGAACGAUGUUGCAUUGAGGAUACGAGGAUUGUUUCGUGAAGGACUACCGCAAGUUCGAGUUCAGCGUUGAGCACAAACCUAAGUUUUAUCUUCACGUUCUCAAUACAAACUGCAGAAGUCGUGUUCGAGUAGUUUACCUGAGCGAUCAUGUACUCGUAUGAUCGCAGCGCAGUGAACGCGAAAACGAGGAAACGUGCGUAGGCAGAGAAAGGACGAUUUUAGCCAAUAUCUUGAUACCGCAGGACGUUGUAGAUGCUCAUGCUAUCAUUUCGUACGCAGAGUUGAAGAAGUGAGGUGAUAAUUGCGAGUUAGGUGACUCUCCUUAGUAACCGAACGAUAUCGGUGUGUGCUACAUUUUCAUUUUCUUGACGUCGAACUGUAAAAGAAAAGGGCGUCAAGCUGUACGGGCACAGGGAGGAAGACAUGCUCACGAUGGAGACGGACAUGAAGGGCGCCAGUCUGCACGGUCAGAUGCCACCGCAUCCUCACCAGGGUGUAUCUUCGAUGGGCCAUCAUUCCAUGUCCUCUUACGGCAGCCUGGGCUCGAUGGUGCAUAGCCCAGCGUUGUCAGGAAGUCCACCUAGUGCGAGUGGCUUGGGUCUCGGUCUCCAACAUCAUCAUCAAGCUCCGCAUCACUACACGAUGCAAGCAGCCGCCGCCGCUGUCGCGGCUGUACAACAGCAACAACAACAACAGCAACAGAGCAUGCACGCGAUGGCGCAGCAGACCGCCCAGCAGCAGCAACAUCCCCAUCAACAUCAUCCCCAUCAGCAGCAGCAGCAACAACAGCAGCAGCAAUCUCAACAACAGCAACAUCAUCAAGCCAACAAUCAUAGUAAUCCGAAUAAUCCCAACUCCAGCAAUACCGCGAACGCUAAGAACAACAACAUGGACCGGGUAAAGAGGCCGAUGAACGCGUUCAUGGUGUGGUCUCGCGGACAACGGCGCAAGAUGGCUCAGGAGAACCCCAAGAUGCACAACUCAGAAAUCUCGAAACGCUUGGGUGCCGAAUGGAAACUUCUCAGUGAAGCUGAUAAGCGACCAUUCAUCGACGAGGCGAAACGAUUGCGCGCUGUGCACAUGAAGGAGCAUCCGGACUACAAGUAUCGCCCCCGACGCAAGACAAAGACAUUGCUGAAGAAAGACAAGGGUUUCCCACUCGGCGGCGGCGUCGGCGUCGUUACCGGCGUUGGUAACAUGCUCGUUGACCAGCGCCAGGUUGGCACCAGCGGUGGACCACAGCAGGCACAACUAUCACGCGACGUAUACCAGAUGCCCAAUGGCUACAUGCCGAACGGAUACAUGAUGCAUGAUCCAACGGCAUACCAGCAACACGUUGCAUAUAGUGGUCACAUGGGGGGCGCAGCGUCGGCAGGUUACCCGAGGUACGACAUGAGCCAGCACAUGGGCGGCGGUAGUUCUAGCCCGAUCAACAGUUACAUGAAUGGAUACGGUGGAUACAGCGGUACCACCGUACCCGGCAGCACGCCGUCACCAUAUCAGCAAGCUCAGCCUGGUUCCCAGAUGUCCAGCCACAGUCCCAGCGACAGUAGCAUAAAAUCAGAGCCUACCAGCCCGGCAAGCGGCGGCAUACAUACACCGACGCCAACCGGUGGUCCAGCGUCGGUUGGUGCACCAGGUGCUGCUGGUCAGGCAGUUAAACGAGAAUACAUGAAUCAGACGCCCCAGCAGGAUGAACUUAGGCAAAUGCUCUCGAUGUACGCGGGCGAGCCUAAUGCCGUGCAACACGGCGGGAACAUUUACGCGGGACUAUCACCGGAUUCCAUGGCGCAACAUCAUUCUGCCAUACAACCACUUGCACACAUGAAUAUUGUAGCUUAGACAGUGGCAAGCUACGAUGGAUGCCAGUUCGAACGGAACUUCCGUAAAGCGGAAGAAAUGAGGAAGUGAGAAGAAAGGAUGGAAGAGGGUGGAGAAAAGAGAAAGGUAGAAGGAAAGCGCGGAGAACUGAAAGAGUAAAAAACAUACCAAAGCUAUAGAUGAAGCGAGAGAAAUAUACCGACUAGGAUCAGGUAUAUUUUUUUUGGACAUGGUUUUGGGGCACUUUUUACGGAGGCUGCAUGAACGAGAGAAGCAGGGACGAACCGCUUCUCAAGUCACCAACUACAGAGCUUUCUCUUGCAAUCCACGACUUUCUCGAUCGUCGUUCCUGUCGUAUUUUACCACCGAAAUAACGUCGACGAAGAAAACCGAUCUCAUGAUGAAGAUCAUAUCACAAUAAAAAUGUUACGGUCCUCUCUCUUCCCGGAAGGCGAAAGGGAAGAGAGGGCUGUCGCUGCACGGACAGCAAAUUAUUUACCAAAGGGGGCUCGCUCAAACGCAUACCAGUAACACCAACAAGGAUUCCUGUUGCCAAUGGCUGCUGGCCCUUAAUAAUUUUACGUUCCUACUAAUACUUCUGUAAUUAGUCCUACUUCGACAUCGCUUUUUUGCUCACCAACGAGAAUAAUAUGCGAUCAUUCGAGAGAUCAACAUAUUUUGAUCGCUGAUCUGCGACGCAUAUCAAACCCGAUUCUCAAACAUUCUUAUCUCAUUCGACUUGUAAUUAGAAUGACCAUAAAACUAUAAGAACUGUUUAAGAUAAAAGGAACGAAAAUAAAAAAGUAAAAAAAAAUAAAAAGGACCAGGUUCACUUUGUUAGAACCUAGUUAGAACAUAUAUACAUGGAAGGGGAAUAUCCUUUUGUGCAGCAAUUCGGGCCGAAGGAAGUGAGAUAGAAAAACAAUAAGUAGUGAGAGGAAAAA
Ooceraea biroi (clonal raider ant) is the source of this 3469-nucleotide messenger RNA. RefSeq names its product SRY-box transcription factor soxNeuro (gene SoxN). Gene Ontology annotation, cellular component: nucleus. The record is from RefSeq and is a predicted model, not a curated record. Gene Ontology annotation, biological process: negative regulation of transcription by RNA polymerase II; neuron differentiation; positive regulation of transcription by RNA polymerase II. Gene Ontology annotation, molecular function: RNA polymerase II cis-regulatory region sequence-specific DNA binding; DNA-binding transcription activator activity, RNA polymerase II-specific. NCBI's taxonomy places the organism in Eukaryota, Metazoa, Arthropoda, Insecta, Hymenoptera, Formicidae.